Messenger RNA from Anarrhichthys ocellatus (wolf-eel), 802 nucleotides. RefSeq names its product cystatin cpi-2. NCBI's taxonomy places the organism in Eukaryota, Metazoa, Chordata, Actinopteri, Perciformes, Anarhichadidae. Gene Ontology annotation, cellular component: cytoplasm; vesicle. Gene Ontology annotation, molecular function: cysteine-type endopeptidase inhibitor activity. The record is from RefSeq and is a predicted model, not a curated record. The transcript is spliced from 5 exons. The coding region runs from base 219 to 656 and encodes 145 amino acids.
UGACGACACCCUCCCCUCUUUCUCUCUCCCUAGCUGCCAUUAUUUCACUCCGUCUUGCUCACAGAAGUCCUAUUUUUUCUAAUACCAGAAAGGACGUCUGCGAGUUGAGUUGGCAAGUGUCCUGCUCAUCUGAAGCCCUGUUUUUUUUGGGGAUCCGUUCUUCGGGUCAGUCCUCCCCCUGUGAAGAGUCCAGCUUGGUGGUGGUCGAAACGUAAAAGAUGUUCCUCCCGUUGGCAGUGGUGAUCUGUCUGUCAGCCAUCCAGCUGUGUUUGGGCGAGCAGCCUGUGGAGGAAGUCAUCACAACAAAAAAAGUGCCUCUCCUGGGUGGCUGGUUUGAGAAAAGUCCAGAGUCAGCUGAGGUUCAGGAGGCGAUUCAAUAUGCUGUGAAGAUGCACAACACUCACUCCAAGAGCAAGAGGAUGUUCAAGCUCGUCUCCAUCACCGGCGCUCAGGCACAGGUGACCAACAUGAUCAACUUUAAAAUUGAUGCAGUCCUGGGAAAAACCAAGUGUCUUAAGGGAGAAAACCAUGACCUGAACAGCUGCAGUCUUGUGAAAAAGCAUCUGAAGUGCCACUUUGUGGUGACGUUCAACCCCCGCAGCAACAAACAUGAGCUGCAGAAAUCCAAGUGCAUGAAAAUUGUGGAGAAGGUUUAACUUUUGAAUUGGCUUAACUUUUUUUGUAGUUUGGCUCUAUAGCUUUGAUUACCUUAUUGCAUUUUGAUGGGUUCAAAAUAUUUUGCAGCUGGUUUUCAGUGCUGAAUGUGUGGUUGUCUCCAUGGACAACUUGUAACAAUAACACA